Molossus molossus (Pallas's mastiff bat) is the source of this 910-nucleotide messenger RNA. It is a transcript of the gene APOBEC3A, whose product is annotated as apolipoprotein B mRNA editing enzyme catalytic subunit 3A. Bases 69 to 659 code for a protein of 196 amino acids. The record is from RefSeq and is a predicted model, not a curated record. The transcript has 5 exons. NCBI's taxonomy places the organism in Eukaryota, Metazoa, Chordata, Mammalia, Chiroptera, Molossidae. Gene Ontology annotation, cellular component: cytoplasm; nucleus; P-body. Gene Ontology annotation, biological process: cytidine to uridine editing; negative regulation of single stranded viral RNA replication via double stranded DNA intermediate; defense response to virus. Gene Ontology annotation, molecular function: cytidine deaminase activity; RNA binding; zinc ion binding.
AGGCCACAGGCUGUGACCAGGCGGAGAAGCAAAGGACACAGAGCCAAGGACAGUGAAAAAACUGAAACAUGGAGGCCGAUCAAGCACCCAGUGACAGACACUUGAUGGAUAAAUACACCUUCACGCACAACUUCGGUGAAACACAGCUGCACCAAACAUACCUGUGCUAUGAGGUGAAGGUGUUCAAGGACGACUCUCAGGACCCAGUGAAGGAGUUCAAGGGCUUCCUGCGCAAUCAGGGCAGAAACCCUGGGCCACGCCGCCAUGCAGAGUUGUGUUUCCUGGAUCUGAUCCCUUCUUGGAACCUGGACGAGAAGCUCUGCACAAUCACCUGUUUCAUCUCCUGGAGCCCCUGCUAUGACUGUGCCCUACAACUGGCUGCAUUCCUGGUCGAGAACAGCCAUGUGAGCCUGAGCAUCUUCUGUGCCCGCAUCUAUAGCAUCAGCGGGUAUAAACAAGGGCUGCUCGCACUGCAGAAUGCUGGGGCCCAAAUUGCCAUCAUGACCAGCAAAGAGAUGAAGUACUGCUGGGAAACAUUUGUGGACAACAAGGGCCAAGAAUUCCAGCCCCAAGAUAACCUGGAUAAAACCAGAAAUUACCUGUCAAUGGAGCUGGAGAAAAUUAUCAGAAAAACUGAAGGCUGGAUGUCAUCUCUCUAAAGAAGGCAGGAGUCUUCUGGCGAAUGACGAAUCAAACACUUUCAUCGAGAAAUGAAAGCUCACCAUUUGCCGCCAUCUCCAAACUGAUCCAAAGAAACCAGCAAAAGGCAAUGAGCUCCUAAGAAAUUUUUAAAAAUUUGAUUCAUUUACUCUUCAUUUAAAAUCUAUGGUGUGUGAAUAUACACCAGUAACAUUUUACUCAAUACUAUCACAAUCCAUGUUGAUUUUUAAAGAAAUGAUUAUUUUCUUUG